Cryptotermes secundus is the source of this 845-nucleotide messenger RNA. RefSeq names its product pre-mRNA cleavage complex 2 protein Pcf11-like. Gene Ontology annotation, biological process: termination of RNA polymerase II transcription. The coding region runs from base 110 to 604 and encodes 164 amino acids. The transcript has a single exon. Gene Ontology annotation, molecular function: mRNA binding; RNA polymerase II complex binding. Gene Ontology annotation, cellular component: cytoplasm; mRNA cleavage factor complex. The record is from RefSeq and is a predicted model, not a curated record. NCBI's taxonomy places the organism in Eukaryota, Metazoa, Arthropoda, Insecta, Blattodea, Kalotermitidae.
AUAAGGAGCAGCGAAGGCUAUUCACAGUUAGUUGUACUGAGCCAGUCAGUCUGUAAUAGUCUUGCGGAGUUGAUCGGUGCAAGUGGCAGUGACAAGGAGAUAAGUGUUGAUGACUCCAUCAGAUAUGUCGAAGGCAGCCUCCUUAUUGGGUCUCACUAAGAACAGUAAGCGGAUGAUUGACAUGCUGUCAGUGGAUGCCCAUAAAAAUAUCAGGCAUGCUCCCAUAAUCGUUGAGACCUUGGAAAAACAUCUUCAAAAGGUGGAUAAGAAGACACAGACUGAGAUGUUCCUAUUACGUCGAACAUGGAAGAAAGUGUUCCCACCAAAGAAACUGUAUGUGGAUAUAUGUAUAAAUGCAAUUGAUCCAGCGUGGCCGAUCACAGCUGUGCCUCCUACCACAGAUGUGAAUCCAAAGUGUUUUCGUCAGGCACCGCCAGCUCCUAAUUCCCAGCCGCCUGCUGCCCCUCCAGCUACACCAGCAGUUCCUCCCAGUGUCAGAAUUUUUUCGAGCUUAAAUACGCCUCAAAGAAUAAUUAAACCUACGGCUGCUUCGACUAUUCUACUGCUACAAAAUGGAGAAACAAGAUUUGAAACUAAUACUUAAAAUGCUGGAAGAACUGGAAGCCAAUAGGAGGAAAGACAGAGAUUUCCUAGCCAAAUUAGGAGCCGAUAUGUAAACACAUCACGAAGAGAUGAGGGCUAUCCAAAUAAAAGCAGACGCCGACUCGAAAGCCUGGCGAGAAAAAACUUCCGCAGAGACGAGAGCAACCCCAGCAAUGGGACACAACUGGAUCUUCUGGCGAGCUGAAAGGAAACCGCUCGAGACGAGCUUUGUCUUAAGAGGG